AUGAUAGGCAUUGCCCGUCGCAUACUUGAGGCAAUGCUUAUGGAUGGGAAGCUGACUCAUGAGGUUUUGACGACCUUUAUGGCAGAGGUCAUGGCUAUAAUGAAUUCAAGGCCUCUGGUGCCUGUGUCUACAGAUGUUGAAGCACCAUUCGUUCUAUCGCCACAUAUUCUACUGACACAGAAAACUCAUGAAGUACCAAGUGAAUUCCAGAAUCUUGAUGUCAAGGACAUGUACCGAAGUCAGUGGAAAAUGGUCCAGGUCAUUGCUAACACUUUCUGGAAGCGAUGGAAAACCGAGUUCCUUUUCACUCUACAACCUCGGCAGAAAUGGCAAGAUUCAACGGACAAUCUUAAAGAUGGGGAUGUUGUUCUACUUCAUGACAAAGAAAGUGCGCGCAAUGACUGGCCAGUUGGUAUCAUACACCAUGUAUUUCCAAGUGAGUCGGACGGUCUGGUACGCAAAAUCGAAGUACGUAUCAUCAAGGAAGGAAAGCCAUGCCUCUUCAUCAGGCCCGCUACGGAAGUGAUUCCAUUGAUUACAGUGUAA
Saccostrea cuccullata (small rock oyster) is the source of this 546-nucleotide messenger RNA. RefSeq lists its product as uncharacterized. The record is from RefSeq and is a predicted model, not a curated record. Lineage: Eukaryota; Metazoa; Mollusca; Bivalvia; Ostreida; Ostreidae. Bases 1 to 546 code for a protein of 181 amino acids. The transcript has a single exon.